Messenger RNA from Penicillium argentinense, 915 nucleotides. Its product is annotated as EAF7 family protein. The record is from RefSeq and is a predicted model, not a curated record. The coding region runs from base 1 to 915 and encodes 304 amino acids. The transcript is spliced from 4 exons. Lineage: Eukaryota; Fungi; Ascomycota; Eurotiomycetes; Eurotiales; Aspergillaceae. Gene Ontology annotation, cellular component: NuA4 histone acetyltransferase complex; nucleus. Gene Ontology annotation, biological process: regulation of transcription by RNA polymerase II.
AUGCCUCCUCGCAAGAAGGCCAAGCGCGCGCAUUCGACCACGCCACCGGAGGAUACCGCGGCGAAUUCCAGCGCGGAAACCCCCGGUUCCAGCGACAGCGUCGCGAAACCUGAUGAACCUGAAUACGAUUUGCUUAGCGACCCAUGGACAGAUGAGCAAGAGACGGCAUUGUUGAAGGCGGUUAUCAAGUGGAAGCCGGUUGGUGUACACAAGCAUUUCCGCAUGAUUGCGAUCUACGAAUACCUGAAGAGCCAAGGAUAUGCACCAGCAAAUGCGGAACAUAUGCGGAUCCCUGGAAUCUGGAAGAAACUCGGCACAUUGUACAAUCUGGAAGCUCUUGACGAACGGGAGAACGCACUCAUCAAAGGUGACGCCAAUGACGACGAAGACCAACCGAGCGAGAGAUUCUGUUCAUACGAACCACCCUACGAUGAAUACGGAGACAUGAUGUUCGAGAGACGUCUCGCGCUGGAGGGCUCAUCUUCACCUAUCAGCCCCCACCCUGAGUCUCGACGGGGAAGUACUGUGGCAGAUACUGAUGAACCGCGCUCCUCUCCUGCUCCGUCCCGAGGUCGCAAGUCUAAUCGCGGCACGCGCCAAGCUGGACGAGAGACGCGAUCGACCAGACUGCAGGUGGAAAUCGGAACUGACAGUCAAGGAAAACCUUCUGAUGAUGAUGACGCCGAGUCUGGUGAAGAGUCGGCUGCUAAUGACGAAGGUGAGGGCGAGGCAAACGAAGAGGACGAGGCCGAGGAGGGUUCGGACGGAGGUAUGAAGGAAAGCGACGGCGACGAAGAUGACAGUGAGAGUAAGGGUGGAUCGCGCAGCACUCGAGCACAGACUUCGCGGUUUAAGCAGAAGGAAAAGAAAACCUCCACGAACACGGGAACGCGCCGGACUGCCCGUCGCCGCUGA